Phytophthora sojae is the source of this 702-nucleotide messenger RNA. RefSeq lists its product as hypothetical. The transcript has 2 exons. The record is from RefSeq and is a predicted model, not a curated record. The coding region runs from base 1 to 702 and encodes 233 amino acids. Gene Ontology annotation, cellular component: mitochondrion. Lineage: Eukaryota; Oomycota; Peronosporomycetes; Peronosporales; Peronosporaceae.
AUGCUCGGGCUGCGCCUCGUCCGCCGGCGCGCCGCUGUGCGCUGCAGACCCAGCGCCGCAUUCCACUCGAAGCCCCCAGCGACGGCGGAGAACGUGGCUCUGCUGCGAGACCUGGAGACGGCGCUCAAGACGGACCCGGAGGCUGCGCAGCGACUGAGCGCGCUGCUGUCGCCGUCCACGACCCGGAACUUGUCCAGGGCGCUCAACACAGUGCAGCUCUCAGCGAAGACCCCAGCGGAAGAUGCAGCGGUCUCUAAGGCUGUCACCCCCACCGCUGCCAGUGUGACGCCUCCCACGACGCAGGAGCUCAAGCUGGUGGCGCUGCAAGUCGGUCUGCCCUUCAUCGGCUUCGGCUUCGUGGACAACUUCAUCAUGAUCAUCGCCGGAGACUACAUCGACCUGACGCUGGGCGUGUCGCUCGGCAUCUCGUCCAUGGCAGCUGCUGGCAUUGGCAACACCAUCUCGGACAUCGCGGGCCUGGGGCUGGGCAACAUCGUCGAAGACUUCUGCGCGCGGCUUGGACUACCCGUCCCGGCACUGACGAACGAACAGAUGCUGUUGAAGCAAACGCGGAUGGCCAAGGUGGCUGGCAGCUCCAUCGGGGUGACGAUCGGCUGUCUGCUGGGCAUGGUGCCGCUGCUAUUCCUCGAAACGAGAGACAAGGAGAACAAUUCUGACGCUGAGAUCAAGACCAGCAAGUAG